Messenger RNA from Sphaerodactylus townsendi, 4644 nucleotides. RefSeq names its product Bcl2 modifying factor (gene BMF). Gene Ontology annotation, cellular component: myosin complex. Bases 291 to 974 code for a protein of 227 amino acids. Gene Ontology annotation, biological process: apoptotic process; negative regulation of autophagy; positive regulation of apoptotic process. NCBI's taxonomy places the organism in Eukaryota, Metazoa, Chordata, Lepidosauria, Squamata, Sphaerodactylidae. The record is from RefSeq and is a predicted model, not a curated record. The transcript is spliced from 4 exons.
GUCGGUGACAGUCCCCAGCUCCGCGGCGGGAGCGUGGAGCGCCUUCGGCUCCUUAUUGGCUGGCCGGGGUGGAGUUCGUCGCGAGGAAGGCGUGGCUUCCAUCAGCUGUUUCGGGUAAUGCCAGGAAGCAAGUGUAUUUUGGAAACAAUGCCGUGCGGUGCUGGCGGCGGCGCCUGAGGUUGCAGCCCGGGGACUUUCCGGCUCCCGCUCUUUCCGCUGGCCACUCUCCCCCCCUGCGCGGGUGCAGAUGACUGUUCUGCUUUCGAGAGGUUGCUGAUCUUCCGCCUCGCAUGUCCCGGGGCCCGGCUCCGUCUCUGGGCUACGGCAGACGUCGCGCCAGGGCUGCACAGCACCAGCCACGGUGCAGAGUCGCAGCAGUGACUGGAGGUGAAAUGGACCCACCGGGCUACCUGGAGGAUGACUUCUCUAGCCUGGAUGGGCUGGAUGAUGAUGUGUUCCACUCUGACGACUGCGGACUUGCCAGUCAGCCCAGUGAGAUUACCUUUCCUGGCAUUUUCACACAGAGCCAGUCUUACAGCUGUCUGCUAGGGAGGUUCCAACUCUUCCCACUCACACACUGCUGUGGUCCAGGAAGCAGGCAUGCCAAGCAGCAGGACAAGGCUACACAAACACUCAGUCCAUCCUCUUCCAGACAGGAUGUCAUGUUACCUUGUGGAGUGACUGAACAGCCACAGAGACUUUUUUAUGGGAAUGCUGGAUACCGUUUACAUGCCAACCCAAUUGGUUUCUCAGUGAAUCCACACCUCCAGGAAGAACCUCAGGAAAACCCACAAGAACUGCGUACUGAAGUUCAGAUUGCUCGGAAGUUACAGUGUAUUGCAGACCAGUUCCACAGGCUUCACCUACAGAGGCACCAGCAGAACAGGAAUCACAUCUGGUGGCAGAUCCUUCUUUUCCUUCACAACAUGGCCUUGAACAUGGAGGCAAAUAGACACCGUGCCGGUCGGAGGUGAGACUUGGCCAGCCUCUUCCAGUUCACAUCCAGUCUGCUGGAAGCACUAAACACCUUCAGGGCAGAGAUGCACAUGCUGCUGGAUUGAUGUGAGCUUCCUGGGAAAUGGAGGACCCUUUUGUUGAACAAAUGUCUUCUUUGACAAGAACUUGUGUUCUUUCUUCCUAACUUCUUGUCUUCUGCAGAGGGGAGCUUUGGUCCAACACUGACAAAAAAAAUCUUCCAAGAAAUGCCAUUUUCAGAACUGAGAUACAAAUGAGGGACCUGGUAUAUCAAGAAGCUUCCAUUUUAGCUGAGGAUGAGUGGGCAGCAUUUUGUAACUUUAGCUGCUGGUUAUAGGGCUAAUGAAUCACGAUGAACCCGCAGUUCAUGUGGGUAGUUUCCAAAUGAGACAUGCUUGACUCACCCAGGGGGAAACGAGGAAAACAGCAUUAGUUCAAUAGCCUAUGUUUGCAGUUGUGCAGAAAGUAUUCAAUCCCUACAUUUUGGGACACUGGUGUAAAAGUGGGUUGGAGAUGCUUGAACAGAGAUGUAAUAUUUCCAGAAAUAUUGAAGCCAUGGGAGAAAGGGGGGGGGGGUUGGUCUUUUCUCUUAACACCAAGAAAUGUUGGGGGAGGGGUUCAACUAUAUGCAAGACUUAUAAAAUUUAAAUUUUUCUACUUUUAGUACAUAAAAUGUAUUUUAUACAAUUUUAGCAGAUAAAAUGGUACUUGGUUUGGUAUAUUUAUGACAUUAAAAGUAUAAAUGCCUUAAUUUUCUUCAAACAAUAAUAUGCCCAGUGUUAAAAAUGAAGUAAUAUGAUUGCUGCAUCCUGAGGUACCUUAAUAUAUUGUGUCUUUUGUUUCUGACAGUUGGAAAAAUUAUAGACAAAAUAUGUUGAACACCAUCAACAUAUGGUAGUAAGCAAAAAGAAGUUGAAGUAGUCCUAGCUUAAAAAGGGUGAUCUGCAUCCAAAGAACUAUGUAACUGGUUCUGCUCACCCAAGGAAACCUUGGCUUGUGGCUCUGGAACAGCAAUCUGCCUUACCUCAUGGCUAACCACUUUUGAACCUGAGGAGUCUCAAAAGCAGCUGGUGAUGUGACAUUUUGAUCUGCGGUGCAAAGAAAAAGUGGUUUAAAAAUAUUUUGGGUAAUCACAAGUUCCUCCUGUGCAUUAUUUUUGGAUACUGCCCAGUAUGUAGACUUCAGAGUUAUCAGAACCAGAAAAAACUCACAUUUUUAGGGGGAAAGCUGAUAAAAUAAAUACAACUUAAUUACAUUACAGGGACAGCAAUACGGUCAGAUAUUUGGUUAAUACUGUAAUGGUUAUUGUCAUACACCAGUUGCAAUUUAAACCUGUUGACCAUGGGAAUAUACUCCUUUGCCAGGGGAACUUGCUUAUAAGCAAAUAUACAUAGGAUUGGGCUGUCGUGUCAUAAAACUGUAAACAAAACUAGCUAUCCUGGACCCAUAUUUAUUUAUUUUUAUUUAUUUGAUUUAUAUUACAUUCAGUCCCAUUAAAUAUAUCCUUGAAAAUACCCAGAUAACUCAUGCUUAUUUAUCUAAUCAGAAUCGAUGUCUGAAAUAUCUGCAACUUGAUUCUGAACUUGCUUGACCUUCAAGAAUUUCAGAAAAUGGAACGUUUGCAUGAAGUGAAACAAGCUUCUUUAUGUCUUUCACAGUAGUUUAUUUCCUAAUGUGCAUAUGUAUGUUUCAGCCAUUGAUCAGUUUAUUUCAUUCAAUGCAGAAGAUGGAUGGCAAGUGAGAAGAAAGAAGAGUCAAAGGCUGUAUUGUACUAUGCUGUUGUUUUAGGGGCAAUACUCUGAAGGUCCAAGUAUAUGUGACAUAUGAUACAAGUCACAUGGACAUCAGAGGGACUUCAUCUUAAAAAUCACUCCUUUGCUCAGAGCUGGUCAGAACACUGUGAGAAGAGAGCAGGGUUUUUGCCUUCAUUGCCUAGCCAUUUUCCCUAGUGGAAAUGGCCAAUGGGGACCCUGGGCUUCAUUCUGGCCUGGGAUCGUGGAGCCAAGGACAUGGGGAGCCUGAGAAAGGAACAAAAAGCCCCCAGGGCUAUUUCUGCUAGGGAAAAUGAUGCAGGUGUGAAGGCAGAAGACCCUCAUAGUACUCUGAGCAACAUGAAGUGAUGGAGGGGAUUUUAAGGUGAGUUUUUAAAUUAAAAGUUGGGUUAAUUCAAAGGGCCAUCAUGAGUCAGGUUGAGAGAUCCCCAACCAAACUCAUGUCACAUGUCAUGUAUUAGCUAGGCCUUCCACAACCAAGUAUCUGUUCUGCAACACUGCAACACUCUUUUCUAAGCUGAAGUUCCAGGGAGUUGCUUAUUUAGUUAUUUAGUCCAAUUCAGUUUCCAAACUAUUGCUACCAUCAUUGACUUUUCAUCUUGAAUAUAAGAGAUUAGCAGCAGCAGUCUAAAUUGGCUGCAUGUUCUUUGAAAACAAUGCUUUCACAAGUAUUUCAUUCAACAGUUGCAAAAAAAAGUUUUCUAAGAGCCCCCCCUUCUAAUGUUUCCAUUUUAGGUUAGGGGUCCAAGAAGGGCUCUUCUCUUUAAACUUUGCAGUAUUUUUCAACACUCUGUUGUCUAUUGCCAUCUACAUUUGCUGCCAGUGUUCCUAUGAAGCUAUCUUUUGCAACAUUUGUGAUAAUUGAAAUAACUGUAUAUUGGAUACGUAUUUUUUCCCAAAAAUUUCCAUGAGUUGGUAGUAUUUGCAUAAAACUUUUAUAUGAAAAGGCCAUCUUUUCUAGUUGGCAGCCUUCAUCCAGAGUUUUGAUUGUAACAACAUUUUUGCUGGUAGAAUACUUUGGUAUGUCUAGUUUAUACAUUAUAAUCUUUCUGUUCCUCCUCUUUUUUUCCUCAGGGCUUUUUGGCAGCUAUUUUAUACCGUGUAGAUAAUCAACUGUCCAUCAGUUUUAUUUGAGUAAUCUCUUUGGUGUUCUGAUCAAAAAUAUUAAACAUAUCCUAAUGCAGAGCUGGUUUGUAGAAUCCAGACAGUAUAUUCCAACUAUGGCUGGCUGGCUUCACCUGCUUGGCAGUGGGUGUCCAGGAGGAGUGGGGACAUGAGGCAUUAGCUGUUGGUGAUGCCACUUCUGGUUUCCCCCAGAAGCGAUGUCACAUCUCUCUAGCAAUGGCCAGAGGCUCUGGUAAAACCACAGAAUGUUUGGCAAUUCCUAGAAAGAGCUGAUGUCACUGCUGGAAUUUUUCCCCCCGCAAUUAAGUCAGUCCUCUCUAUUCCAAAAACUCUAUGGAUUCCUAGGCCCCUUCCGCACACGCAAAAUAAUGCGUUUUCAAACCACUUUCACAACUGUUUGCAAGUGGAUUUUGCUAUUCCGCACAGCUUCAAAGAGCACUGAAAGCAGUUUGAAAGUGCAUUAUUCUGCAUGUGCGGAAUGAGCCCUAGAGAGGUGUGAUGUCACUUCAGUGAAUCCCGCAGAAGUGAUAUGUGGUUGGCCUGAGAACCAUUAAAAAAAAUCUAUUUGGAGCAAGGGAAUUUCCAUUGCCAUUACAGGGGCUGACAGCCUAAUUCCCAGUGCUCAAAAAUACGGGAGGCUGGCAUGAUUACAGAGAAAAAAAGAUAUUGCAAUUAGUGAAUACUGAGUUUAAUAAUAUUGGAUUUUAUUGUAGACAAUAUUGAUUUUUGGUGACUAAUGAUCAAUUACAAUCAUAAAUUAUAUUUAAAAGCA